AACAAUAGACUAGUAAUCUGUGGUUUACAAAAGGAAAGGGCGAAAAGGACCUUUAUUUUAAUUUUUAAGUAAAUUAGUAUUAUUUUUUAUUAUUGAAAGUUAUACAAAAAUACGGUAAUCUUAAUAACUGUUGUGAAAUUAACAUCGAAAUGGCACCAUCUAUACACACCUACUGUAAAGUUUUGCUGUUCUUGAUAGUUCUUUUCAGCGUUAUCAAUUAUGUUGUGAUAGGCAGUAAUACUAAUCCUAAGAAACUGCAAAUUGGAGUGAAGAAGCGGCCGGCAGAAUGUCCUAUCAAAAGCAAAAAGGGAGAUCUUCUGCAUAUGCACUAUACGGGUACUUUACAAGAUGGCACAGAGUUUGACAGCUCUAUCCCUAGGGGAAACCCGUUAACAUUCACCCUUGGUUCCGGACAAGUCAUCAAAGGAUGGGACCAGGGUUUGAUUGGUAUGUGUGAGGGAGAACAGAGGAAACUAGUGAUUCCACCGGAGUUGGCGUACGGGGAAGCUGGUGCACCUCCCAAGAUUCCAAAGUCAGCAACACUUACAUUCCAUGUAGACUUAGUGAAGAUUGAAAGAAAAGAUGAGUUGUAAUAAGAAAUAAAUGCCUUGGUUUCUUCUACCGUA
Messenger RNA from Aricia agestis (brown argus), 626 nucleotides. RefSeq names its product peptidyl-prolyl cis-trans isomerase FKBP2. Bases 150 to 593 code for a protein of 147 amino acids. NCBI's taxonomy places the organism in Eukaryota, Metazoa, Arthropoda, Insecta, Lepidoptera, Lycaenidae. The transcript is spliced from 2 exons. The record is from RefSeq and is a predicted model, not a curated record. Gene Ontology annotation, molecular function: peptidyl-prolyl cis-trans isomerase activity. Gene Ontology annotation, biological process: protein peptidyl-prolyl isomerization.